CAUGCUGACACUUAUUUGAGAUGCCUGUUCUGCGACUGAAUUGUGUGUUCGCAGUUGCUACUUCUUAAAUUUUGGUAAAAAAACCAUGGGUUGCUGUGACGAUGAUGGUGAUCGCGGAUGCUGCGCCUUCCCGCAUGGUCGUCUUUCUAUUUGGUCUAUGAUAUUGGCCAUCUGUACCUACAUUGUGACAAGCUUAUCUUUCUUUGGUUGCUUUUAUGUCGAAGUCGAUGGCGCAUUCGAUUUGGAUCUGGGAAUCUUCAGUGGUCAAUUCGAUUCCUCAAGAGGUGUUGGACUAUUUUCGUACGAAGAUCCGUUUCGAGACGAUUAUACAUGUGUAUCGUACUCACAAAAUCAAAUAGAGAGGAUGGACGGUGCCUUCCGAACUGCCCGAGUCUUUGGAUAUAUCGCCAAUAUUUUCAUCGGGAUUGCUGCACUCAUGCUGAUUCUAAUGGGUUGUCUCAGAUUUAAUAAUGCCGCGAUGAAGGGUAUUGGAAGCCUGCUUCUGGCCGGGGCGAUUUUUUCCCUGCUGACCUUUACCUUCUUUGCUUCCGAUACUUGCUCCAAUGAUUGCGACUUUUUCGCGGGUGCUGGAUUGGCGGUUGUCGGCACAUUCUCGGCUUUCGCGACAGCAUUACUUGUCUUUAAAAUCCCAUCGACCUCACAAUCCAAUUCCUUGUCAGAGCCUCAAUCUGGACAUCAGCAUGCUCCGUUUGCACCCGGCACUCAAACGGUGACCGAAACAACCUUGCUGGAUGGCACGAAGAAGGUUGUCAGAACAACUGUGAAUGCAGACGGUUCCAGAACUAUUGAGGAAACUGUCGAAAGGUGAUCUUAGAUAGGCGCAGUAGUAGCGUAUCUUUAUAGAUUUUCGAAUCAGAUCUCUUUGAUGCCAGUACAAGUUAACAACAGAACACAAAAUUUCCAUUGUUCCUGUCGACAUUGGAGCUUUGGUCAAGCAGCAAGUGGCUUCUCUCUCAUUUUUGCAAUCUUGAUCACCUUUGAGGAGCAUUCGAGUGGGUUCGUUCACAGUCAGGUUUCCCCGAGAAGGCAUUCGUUCUGCGAGUUAUGUGGGAGCAAUUU
Messenger RNA from Phaeodactylum tricornutum CCAP 1055/1, 1080 nucleotides. RefSeq lists its product with no specific name. The transcript has 2 exons. NCBI's taxonomy places the organism in Eukaryota, Bacillariophyta, Bacillariophyceae, Surirellales, Neidiaceae. Bases 86 to 829 code for a protein of 247 amino acids. The record is from RefSeq and is a predicted model, not a curated record.